Klebsormidium nitens is the source of this 1546-nucleotide messenger RNA. The record is from the annotation of a GenBank genome assembly. Lineage: Eukaryota; Viridiplantae; Streptophyta; Klebsormidiophyceae; Klebsormidiales; Klebsormidiaceae.
AAACAAGGCUCCUCAGUAUAUAAGCGGUAUGAUCAUAAGUUGUUGAAUACCUAAAUCAUUACGCUGAUGAAUUCGCUCCUAGAUAUCUCUCUUUUUCUCUUAUUUCUCCCCUUUUAUCUCUUUUUCCUCCUUUAUCUCUUGGCUGUGAGUGAGACCCCACCUGUGAUGCUCUCAGCAAGCACAGCAAGCUCAGCCUGCUCAGUUUGGCCCUGGGCAGCCAUUCCUCGAAGAUUUCCUAUUCUCAGGUGUUGCUCUGCAGCAACUUGUGUAGUCUUACGUCUUCAAUAUGUCAAUAGCUGUCAAUAGCAAGCGGGUUAACGUCGUCUUCUUUUAGGGGCGUGACCUUCAUAAUGGGGAACAAGCGGCAGCGCUUGGCGCGGAAGAAGUUUCGGGAUGAGAACCCUGUCCCUGAAGAAGUGAAGCCUGCGGCCGCAGAUGGGGAGGAGCUGAAACCAACCAAUAAGAAGCUGAAACUAGAGCGGUGGAAGAAGAGGAUGGAGAAAGAGAGGGCCAGGGAAGAAAAGCUAGCGGCCAAGAAGAGAUCGGAAAAGCCGGUGGGGAGUUGCUGGGCGUGUGGAGAGGACGGGCACCGCUCAAGUGAUUGCCCCAGCAAUAACAGACACAAGAUUUGCCUGGGGUGUCGAGGCCGGGGCCACACUCUGAAGACGUGUCCAAAUGCAACAGGGGCGGAGCGAGGUUCAGAAGGGCCCUCAAAAGGGGCGACGAAGUUCUGUUACAAUUGCGGGGAGGAGGGGCAUAACCUGUCUGGUUGCAAAAAGCCUAUCAAAGAUGGGGGCACACAGUUUGCAACGUGCUUCGUGUGCAAGCAGAAGGGCCACAUUAGCGCGGCCUGCCCACAGAACGAGCAUGGCAUCUACCCCAAGGGUGGUUCGUGCAAGCACUGCCAAAGCGUCCGCCACCUUGCGAAGGACUGCCCCGAAAAAGCCCCGAAGAGUACCGUGUAUGGUAGAAAUACGCCAGCCCCGCCGGCGGCAGGCUUAUCAGCGAAGAAAACCGUCUUUGCGAGCGGGGACGAUUUAGAGGAUGAUUUCACGGGGCUCGAAACGCCUGCAAAAGCAAUCAACUGGGGGAGCGACGACGAAGCUCGAGAAGGGGAUGCGGGAGAGGACCCCGAUAGCAAACGGGAUGACGAGGUUGUUUUCGAAGCGCUGGGAGAGUCGAAAAAUGUGACAAGGAAACGGCACAGCGUCGGGAGCGAGUCGAAAAAGAAGCGGAAGGCGUCGGAGGAUGAAGAUGAUAGAGCGAUGCCGCAGUCGGCACCGGCAAAAAUGACCAAGAAAAAGGCAAAGACAGUGACGUUCUAAGUACACGUAUCCCGCUCUGGAACGCACAUAUCCUGAGAGCUGCGCAUGACUGACCCGAUGAAUCGACUUGACGGUCCGGAUCAUUCCGAAACGGAAGUAUAAUUUCCACCAUGUUUCCAAGCUCCAAUUCCAAGUUGCAAGGUGCGUCUCGGAACUUCCUACAUACAGAUCGACGACACGGGGACCGAUCACAUAUAGCUCGACCAAGGCAUGUUAGGACG